GUUGAAAAGAAAGUGGAGGUGCAACAAACCCCUUCACUGCAAGGUGACGUGGACUCGCGUCCUUCUGGUGAGUCUACUGCAGCUGCCUUGAAUGAGGACGUUACCGCCGAGACCACUGAGAACGUCCAGAGUGGAGACGAGGAAAAGGAGGUUAGCCAGAAACCAUCAGAAGCUGACUCGCACACCGCACUGCCGCCUACGGUUAGUCCUUCUGUACGCUCUCACUGGAGAUUUUGA
This is a messenger RNA of Dibothriocephalus latus, 237 nucleotides long. The record is from the annotation of a GenBank genome assembly. NCBI's taxonomy places the organism in Eukaryota, Metazoa, Platyhelminthes, Cestoda, Diphyllobothriidea, Diphyllobothriidae.